AUACAGGGGGAGAAGAAGACAGUGAGGACCAGCUGGGCACUGAAGAGGAAGCCGAGCCAUCUGCGAGACCCUCUGCCCCCGAUCAGCCUUCCUUGCCCAAAAGGCCCCCGUCUCAUGUUCUUCCCGCAAGCAGGAGAAGGAAAAGCACUUCCCGGAAGCUUCUCUCCAACAAACCCCAGGAUUUCCAGAUCCGGGUGCGAGUCAUUGAAGGCAGGCAGCUCUCUGGGGUCAACCUCAAGUCUGUGGUGAAGGUGACGGCGGUGGGGCAGACCAAGAGAACCCGCAUCCGGAAAGGAAACGGUCCCUUUUUUGAUGAGACCUUCUUCUUCAACGUUUUUGAGUCCCCCGUGGAGCUUUUCGACCAGCCCAUAUUUCUCACGGUUGUUGACUCUCGUUCCCUCCGGACGGACUCUGUCAUCGGAGAAUUCCGGGUGGACGUUGGGACAAUUUAUGCUGAACCCCGGCAUUGCUUCCUCCGGAAGUGGCUGCUGCUGUCGGACCCGGAGGAUUUCUCGGUGGGCGCCAGAGGCUACCUGAAAGUCAGCCUGUACGUCCUCGGUCCCGGGGAUGAAGCCCCCCUCUGUAGUAAGAUUGUGGAGAAGAACGCCAAUCCCCAGUGGAACCAGAUUGUCACCCUGCCUGCCAUGUUUCCCUCCAUGUGCGAAAGGAUGAGGAUCCGCGUCAUGGACUGUGGAUGAUGGGCUUGGCUUCCUUCCCACCUUUGGCCCAUGUUACAUCAACCUCUACGGCAGUCCGAGGGAGUUCACUGGAUUUCCUGACCCUUAUGAAGACCUGAACAGUGGCAAGGGAGAAGGAGUGGCCUAUCGUGGGAGGCUGCUGGUGGAACUGGAGACCAAGCUGGUGGACUACGUGGAGCAGAAGCUGGGGGACAUCCCUGCGGAUGACAUCCUGAGAGUGGAGAAGUUCCUCCGUCGGCGGAAGUACAACCUCUUCGCUGCCUUCUACUCGGCCACAAUGCUCCAGGGCGUGGGGGACGCCGUCCAGUUUGAGGUCAGCAUCGGCAACUAUGGGAACAAAUUCGACAACACCUGUCUGCCCCUGGCGUCCACCACGCAGUUCAGCCGGGCGGUCUUUGAUGGUUGCCAGUACUACUACCUUCCUUGGGGCAACGUGAAACCGGUGGUGAUUCUCUCCUCCUACUGGGAAGACUGUGGCCACAGGACGGAUGCCCAGAAUCUCCUCGCCAGGGCUGCAGACCGGCUGGCGGCCAACUUGGAGCUGGUCCACCUGGCGCAGAAAGCCCAGCGUUCUGCCAGCGCCUUGGACUCCCUGGUGGCUCAGAUGCUGGAUGAGCUCAUGGUGGACUGCAGCCAACCCCUGGUUGAUGUCACUCAAAAGCCCAACAGCACCCACCUGGACCAAUACCUCUACCAUUUCCGGACCACCAACCUCGAUCAGAUGGUCCAGGCCGCCUUGAAGAUGAAGCACGAAGACUCUGACCUACAGAUGGUUUUGGAUCAGGCAGAAGAUUGGCUCUCUCGGUUAAAGUCCAUGGUGGAGGAGCCCCAGAACAGCCUCCCGGACGUCGUGAUCUGGAUGUUGCAAGGCGACCGGCGGGUGGCUUACGCCCGGCUGCCCGCCCGAGAGGUCCUCUUCUCCCGGAACGGAGCCAGCUGCUGUGGCAAAAACUGUGGGAGGCUCCAGACCAUAUUCCUGAAAUCUCCACAGGAAGAGGUGGCGGGUCCCAGGAUCCCAGCCCAGAUCCGGGUCCGGCUGUGGCUGGGCCUAGCGGUGGACGAGAAGGAGUUCAACCAGACGACCGAGGGGAGACUCUCUGUCUUUGCUGAAACGGUGAGCCAGAUCUGAUCUUCUCCCACGGGGAUGGGAUUGGGAUGG
This is a messenger RNA of Thamnophis sirtalis, 1857 nucleotides long. NCBI's taxonomy places the organism in Eukaryota, Metazoa, Chordata, Lepidosauria, Squamata, Natricidae. The record is from RefSeq and is a predicted model, not a curated record.